Parus major (Great Tit) is the source of this 5291-nucleotide messenger RNA. RefSeq names its product spindle apparatus coiled-coil protein 1 (gene SPDL1). The transcript has 13 exons. Gene Ontology annotation, biological process: protein localization to kinetochore; mitotic spindle assembly checkpoint signaling; mitotic metaphase chromosome alignment. The record is from RefSeq and is a predicted model, not a curated record. Lineage: Eukaryota; Metazoa; Chordata; Aves; Passeriformes; Paridae. Gene Ontology annotation, molecular function: kinetochore binding. Gene Ontology annotation, cellular component: spindle pole; outer kinetochore. The coding region runs from base 230 to 2110 and encodes 626 amino acids.
GCCGGAUCUCGCGAGAUUUGGGCGGCGCCGUGGAGCCGAGUUUGAACGGCGGCAGCGGCCGUACUGACCCACCCAGGAACCUGUUUGUGGAAGGUGAUCAGCUCCGGAAACCUUUCAGCCUGAGUGUGCAACGUGGUAGGUGCAGAUAUGGACUUGUGUGGAGUGCAAAAAUAAGGUCAAGAAAUACUUCAAUGGUCUUCUGGAGUGUUGAAUAAAAGAAGGGAGAAAAAUGGAGGCAGAGACCAUUUUAAGUCUUAAACAGCAACUCAAGGAAGCAGAGAACGAGCGAAGAAAGGCAGCACAAUAUGGUUUGCAUUUACUGGAGUCCCAAAGUGAGAUUCAAAAUCAGCUGGAUCAAACACGCUCUGAAUUGACUGAGAAAACUGAGAAAUUUGAGCAAGAGAAGUACACUCUUCAGAGAGAAAUUGAGCUCAAGAAUCGAAUGUUGGAAAGCUUGAAUUUUGAGUGUGAUUCCCUUAAACAACAGCAAAAUGUGCAACUGGAUAAUCAGAAAGAACAGCUUGACAGAGCCUAUGGACAAGAAAUCAGUGACCUUAAAAACAAGUUGGAGAACCUGAAAGCAGAACUGGAUGAAACUCGACUCUCAGAGAAACAGCUGAGACAAAAAGUGGAGCAUCAGAAGGAAAUAAUUGCUGCCAAAUCAGAAGAACUGCACAUGAUGUCUGAGCGUGUCCAUGAGACCAUGUCUGCUGAAGUGCUCAACCUGCAGAUAGAGCUCACUGAACUCCAGAGUCAGAAGGCCAAUGAUGAAGAAAAGCUGAAUGAACUGCAGUGCAGUAAAGAACAAUUAGAGCUUGUGAACAAUAACUUACGUAACCAGCUGGAGCGGCUGCAGGGGGAAAAAGAAGAGAGGGAAAAAGAAGUUGUUUUUUACUGUAAUGCAUUAGAGAAAGCUCGUGAGGCUAAUCAGGAGCUUCAGGUUCAGCUGGAUCAUGCAGUGCAAAAAUCUUUGGACCCUUCAAGUAAAGGCAAUUCUCUCUUUGCCGAGGUGGAGGACCGUAGGGCAGAAAUGGAACGACAGCUGAUCAGUGUGAAAGUAAAAUAUCAGUCCCUACAAAAACAGCAUGCAUUCAGUAGAGAACAAUUGCAAAGAAUGAAGCUGCAGAUGGCUACGCUGCUACAGCUGAAAGGCUCCCAGGCAGAAUUUGAUCAGCUGGAACGCUUACAGUCCAUGUUAGAGCAAAAGAAUGGUGAAAUAGAAGAUCUCCUUAUGAAAGUGAGGCAGCUAGAAAAAUUUAAGAGUUUAUAUGAGAAUAUGGAGGAGUCCAGACCUGCUAAUGGCGCAAAAGGAAGUGAUUCUGAAAAUGGUUACUAUGCAGAUUUACUGCAAAUUAAACUUGAUAACUCAAACAAGGAAACUGAAACCCUGAAAAAUGAACUAUCCCUGCAGAGAAUGAAAGCUCUGUAUGAGAGCCAAAGGGUCCUGGAAUUUGAAAGGAAGCUCUUCACAAAUGAGAGGCAUUUGCAAGCUUGUCAGAGUGAGAAUAUGAACCUGCGGGUUAUGCUGGAUGAGCUGAAAAUGAAAUAUGAACCUGAAGAAUUGCUUAAAGGUCCUAAAAUUAAAAAGAAGAGGGAGAGAAUUCCAGUGAAUGCAACUUGUGAAUACUUAGACAGCAAAAAUACUCCAGUAAAAGAAGCUGCUCUCACUCAAUUGCCAAGUAAGGAAGGGAAGAAGAUGACUGCCAAGAACCUGGAGCAAAGUGAUGCUUCUCCAAAAAAACAGCCCUUCCAAGCAUCCCCACUACAUACAGCUCUCCAGGCAAUACGAAACAUUGUUGAACCUGAAAGAGAAAGAAAAAGAGUUAAAAUUCAAGACGAGAAUCACCUCACCUUGACUUCAAAUAGCAGAAGUGGAAACAACUCCUUGGCUCCAGCUGUCCCCAGGUCAGUGUCAGCUUCUGUCUCUGCUCAAGGCAAUCAGCACAGACCUGCAUCUCUUUUCUUUCGCUGCAUGAACUGUGCUCUCCACUUCUUUAUCUAUUUCCUCAGUGUUGCAUGCAGUGUCAUUCCUCAGCUCCGGCUGCCCACGCUGAACCUCUCACUGCCUUUUAGGAGGACUAAAAUGCUGACUAAUAAAAAAGACUCUUGAAACAGUCUCUGAAAUAACUUUCCCAUUGCUUGAAGACAUUUAGAGUGUGCAGGUAGCAUGGCAGCUCACUUGGUUUGCACCAGCAUCAGAAACUUUGUGUUCUUGGUCACCUCGAAACUGCCAUGCAGCUGUGUUACAGCUCAAGGUAAUAAAGGCAACUGGAAUCAUGUUCCAGUUUCAUAACUAUGUUCAGCCCCCCACAACUUCCAGAUUUAGCUAAAAGCCUAAAAAAUUAUUUGAGUAGUUCUUCACCUGAAUUGUGUUAACUUUCAUUAUGCAAGAUAAUAGAGAAUUAAUUAGCUAUCUGUAUUGUCAGACAAAUGAAAUGCAUGGUCUGGAUGCAUGAUAGCUGGAAACACAACUGCCAAAUUAAGAUGGAAUUUUUCCCCUGAACUGAGAAUUGAAGUUACUUUUUGCUAGAUGAUAAAGCAACAGAGAACAGUCAUUAUCUUCAGCUUUUUUAUCCUGGUGAAAACAAUGCUGAUUUUGAUUUUCUGCUUUUUUAACUAAUGCUUCUUGUAUUCUGUUCAUAAUCUUUGUAAACACAUAUUCAAAUGUUUGGGGGUAGAAAAAAGUCUAGGCUAGUCCAGAUGUUUUGGGCUUGCAACUUUCUAAUAUCUGCUAGAAGAAAUAGCCAAAGUUAGUGGCAUUCAGGAGUAAUUGGAUUGAUGCUUUGGCUCUUAGACCAAUUACUCGUGGUUGCAUUGAUGCAAUUAACAGACUUAAAGUAGCCAAGCAUUGCAGUCUUCUUAAACUAUGGAGAGAAUAUGGCAGAAACAGCAGUUUUAGCAGCUGUGUUAAAAUAUGGGAUUGUUAGUGAGGAGGGAAGGUCAGGAAGGUCAGAUGUGGGUGAAAGUGGAGAGGAAAGAUUGGGAUAAUUUAGUGAUGCUAUUGGGUUUUGACAAUGUCCUCUACACAUAAAGGAACAGGCAGAAUGUAACAUGAUAUGAAAAGUUUAACUUACUUCCUCUGCAUUGGGAAAAGAAGAUACAAUGUAUGCUUACAGGAAACUGUUGGAAAUAGUUUAUGGGAACUGAAGGGGGAAACCUACUGAAGAGGGCGUGAGUAGUGGAAAUUAUUUGUGGCAUUGAUGCUGGAAAGCAGAGAGAGUAGAAAAAGUGGAAGAGGAAGAUGAAACCAUAGUUCAGAGGGAGGUUUCUAAUCUUGUACCCAUUGCUGUUGGUUCAGUUAAGGAACAAAACAUGAAAAAUAAAAAACACAAACACAAGCUGCCACAAAACUCCAUAUACGCUAUUAAGCUUUUUUUGGUGAUAGCAUGAGCCAGAUUUGCCAAAAGGCAAAUCCAGGCAGAAAGUUCUGUUUGUUUUUUGAUUGUAUUAAUGAACUGCUAGAACCCCAAGUCAUUAUAUUAAGCUAACAUUAAGGAUUUACUUAGUCCUGUUCUGCUGUGAUGUGCUAUAAAAUAGGAAGUCAUGUUAAAGUCUGAGUAUUUGAGAAGCUGGAAUUCUAAACACUGAAAGAAGCUCUAGACUGUUCUGUGAUGGAUGUGGCUGAACUUUGGGCACAGAAAAUAUUGGCAAAUGGAUCAGGAGUGGGAGUCUGAAAAGGGAGAGUUUGUGGGAGGGAAAAAUAAGGGUGGAUAAUUGUCAGUGUUUCACCUUGUGUUAACUAAAAUGUGAUGCUGCAGCUGAAAAGGCUGUUGUGGUCUCUGGGGGUUGUUUCUGUGCCUAGAAUAGUUUUUGUGCAGUAAAUAGUGAAGCUCUGCUAUUGGCCCAUAAAUUGUGGGAGAACAGAGCCACCAUAGCUGUGAAAGGGCUGCAAACUUCAUUUCUAGAAAGUGGUGUUUGGAAUUUGUCAUCUCAGCCCAGGAGGCGAUGAGGAAGUGGUGAGAAGUGAUCUCUGUGUGUUUGUGGAGGUGACAAACUCCCUUGUGUGAAGAGACUUCCUUGCUGAGGUGAUUUGGGCUGCAGCCAGCACUGGAGUAGCUCAUUAAGUGGUGGCACAAGCUUAACUUGUGUAAACUGAAAUUAGGUUAUGAUAUGAGAGUAUUGAGACCACAGAUUUAAAUAUUCAAGUGGUGAUUGUCACUUGUCAAUGCAUACUGGAAUUCUGGCAAUGCAAGGAUUAUGUGCAGUGAUACCUUUUGUUUGGCCAACUAACUGGUCAAUAAAAAUAUACAUUUCUCUAUUGAAAUGCUUUUUUUUUCCCUUCUUAAACUGAAACAGCAGACUCUAGUCCUCGCUGCACAAUUUAUUUUGCAUUGAGAUUUUAGGUUGUUUGCCUUUUUGAUCUAAAGAAGAGCUUGGAUGUCUAAGAGCUUAUUUGCUCCUUUAAAUUAUUUACUUGGAUUACAUCCACCAAAUCUACUUCACUUGGGCUUUGUCCAAUUGCCUGUGGCCAUUUGGCUCAGCAGGAGAUCUGGAUAACUAAUAAUACUCUUUGGGGUUUUAGGUACUGCCCUCAGCCUUGGGAACUAAAGCUCCACCUGAUGAAACAAGUUCAUCUUCCUUAAACAGGUGGAAGGAGCCCCAGUUCUAUCUCAGUUUUGGAGUCUGUAGAGUCAAAGCUUGAAUCAUGUCAUAAUUAUAGCAGCAUUUGCUUGAAGUGUUUCACCACUGUCUGUUCUUUCUGAUCCCUUGCCUGUGUUGACACCUGAGGACCAGGACAGCGCUCUCAGGGGUGCUCUGGGGGCUGUGGGGUGAGCCUCAGUUUGCUGCCAGCUGCAUCAGCUGCUCCUCCCUCCCUUCUGUGGGGCAAACGAGAGCACUGGAUAGAAAAAGUGUGGGUAACAUGACAGAGGUCAGCUGGUCAUGGGCAAACCACACUUGGGGAAGAUUAACCCCUUGCCACAGUGGGGACAAUGAGAAAGAAAGAAAGAAAUCUGCCCCAGCUCUUCUUCCCAGGCUCAGCUUCACUCCCUCAGUCCUGGCUUCUAUAUCCUCCUCACCAAGAGGCACAGGGUGAUUUGCCAGAGUUGUUACAUUAUAUGCUGAGAGAAUGAUGUAAUAUCAUAAAAGGGCAAUAUUUUGUAUCAGUCCAGUUGUGCUGCUUUGGGACAUAAUUUAAAUUACUGUGGUUUUUAUUUGUUCUUGUAGUUUGAGUUCUUUCUGCUUGUUUAUUGUUUUGGUUUGAAAAGAUAGGUGUUUGCUAAGAAGGGCAGAAACUUCCCUUGAAAUGGAAAAAUGUAAAGCCCCCCUUCCUGAAUUAUUAUAAUCUUGAA